Messenger RNA from Aplosporella prunicola CBS 121167, 903 nucleotides. RefSeq lists its product as uncharacterized. The transcript has a single exon. The record is from RefSeq and is a predicted model, not a curated record. Lineage: Eukaryota; Fungi; Ascomycota; Dothideomycetes; Botryosphaeriales; Aplosporellaceae. Bases 283 to 708 code for a protein of 141 amino acids.
UGGGGAGCCGUGGAGUGCGCUCAGCAUGUUUCGAGUUGUACCAUCAGACGUCUGACAUGUUACUGUCUGUUGCAAGAUGGGGAAAGCGGUGCUGAACGAGCGUCGGAGUUGGUCAGCCCGGCUCAACAGCAACACAGCUGAAGAAAUGUGGUGAGAGCAGAUAUAUAGCCAGGCGGCCGACGAGGUUUCUGGAGUACCAAGUCAACACCCGACUCCCUCAAGUCAGCAAGUACAAUACACACAUUUUACUUCUUGCUUUGCUCCAAACGUAUCCUCUUCAAAAUGCCUACCACCAACGUCAGCACCCCCCUGCCCGACAGCCUCACCGAGGCCCAGGUCCUCAAGGCGCUGCACAACCACGAACUCAUGAUCCAGACGCUCUGUCCGGCACUCGUGUCGUACGAGAUUGAAUCGGGAGACGCGUCCAGCACGGCCGUGUACAAGGUUACGGACAAGAAGCCUAUCGGACAGACGACCUACCUCUUGACGCUCACCAACGUGGAGAACGGCGUCGACAGCCUGGUCAAUGCCAGCUCGCCGGUCGGCAAGCUGACCAUCGCCGGGCAGUGGCGCAUCGAGGGCGGCAGGCUGACCGAGGACGUUGAGAUUGACGGCAACAUGGUUACCAAGAAGAUGGCCAAGGGAAACGUGGAGAAGACGCACCCGGAGCAGCAGGCCAAGCUUCUGGAGGAGGCGGGCAAGGCAUGAGGAAGUGUGGAGGCGGGUUAGUGCACUCGAUAGUGUAGCGGGAAUGAUGAAUGACAAGCCGGUGUGCGUCAUCGCCUGACUCGCAUAUCUACCUAAAGGUUCUAUGGUCGCGCGCCUUCCCGCACUCGACAUCCCAGCAUCCCAGGAAAGUUGUCUGUCUACCUAUUUCUGCCACAGUCGCAUGACUCACCCCCC